AUGUGUCGACGCCCUUUAUGUGUCAACAUCCUCCAUGUGUCGACGCCCUCCAUGUUUCGACGCUCCCCAUGUGAAGACGCCAUCCAUAUGUCGAGGUCCUCCAUGUGUCGACGUUCUGAAUGUGUCGACGUCCUCUACGUGUCGACGCCCUACAUGUGUCGACGCCAUCCAUGUGUCGACACCAUCCAUGUGUCGAACCCUCCAUAUGUCGACACCUUCCAUGUGUCGACGCUCUCAAUGUGUCGACAUUCCUCCAUAUGUCGACGCUCUCCAUGUGUCAACAACCUCCAUGUGUCGACGCUCACCAUGUAUCGACACCCCUCCAUGUUUCAAACGCCCUCUAUGUGUCGACGUCCUGAACGUGUCGAUACCCUCCAUGUUUCGAUGCCCUCCAUGUGUCGACGCCCUCCAUGUGUCGACGACCUCCAUGUGUCGAUGCUCUCCAUGUGUCGACACCAUCCAUGUGUCGACGUCCUCGAGGUGUUGAUGUCCUCCAUGUGUCGACGCUCUCCAUGUGUCAACGCCCUCUAUGUGUCGACUCUCUCCAUGUGUCGACACCCUACAUGUGUCGACGCCCUCCGUGUGUCAACGCCCUCAAUGUGA
Messenger RNA from Procambarus clarkii (red swamp crayfish), 603 nucleotides. RefSeq names its product keratin-associated protein 10-10-like. The record is from RefSeq and is a predicted model, not a curated record. Lineage: Eukaryota; Metazoa; Arthropoda; Malacostraca; Decapoda; Cambaridae.